AGCCGAGGAAACUAUGCACAGCACACAAGAGUCUCAACACGAGGAGGAACCAUUUGAUGAGCUUAUUCGAAAUUGGGCAUUAAAAACAUACCAAACACAUCAAGCUCUAAAUGGACUAAUAGAAAUUUUACGUAAAAAAACUAACUACCAGCUGCCGAAAGAUGCGCGCACGUUGCUUAAGACAAGGCAAUGUGGAAAAGAAACGUACCCUAUAGCAGGGGGAGAAUUUUGGUUCCCUGGGGUACGAUCGGUUCUCAAGGAUCACUUUCGCGAUGUGCCACCAAGAGUCAGCAAAUUUUCGUUGAACUUUUCGAUUGAUGGACUUCCACUGCACAAGAGCACUCGAAAACAGUUUUGGCCCAUAUCAAUGAGCAUUCAAGAAAUGCCGGAAGUUCCAGUAUUGAUGGUUGGCAACUUUUUUAGUGAAUCGAAACCAAAGAGUGUUGAGGAAUAUCUGCGUCCGCUUGUCGACGAGCUAAAUGGGUUGAUGGAUAAUGGCAUUGUAAUAGCCAAUAAGCCAAUCGAAAUACACGUAAGAGCUUUCAUCGCGGACUCACCAGCACGAGCAUUCAUAAAAGUUUACUUCAACCACACACAUGGUUGCCAAAAAUGUACGGUACAAGGAAAAUAUCACAGCGCACACCGAGUUACAUGUUUCCCGGGAAUGGAUCAUCCAGCAAGAACGCAUGAAGAUUUCGUCCAAUCAAAUUACGGAGCACAUCAUCGGGAAAAAACGCCUCUCAUGGAUCUUAAGAACUUUGACAUCAUAAAGCAGAUUAUUAUAGCAGAUCGUUUGCACCUCUUUGACUACGGCGUAACAAGAACAAUGCUGAAAGGAUGGAAAUCAGGCAAAUUAGGAGGGGGUGCCAAGUGGUCUGAAGAAACAAUAAGCAAGAUUGAUGCUUUGCUGAAGGAGGUGGAACUUCCUUUAGAGUUUCAUCGCAAACUCCGUUCUGUUGAAGACAUUGGAUUGUGGAAAGCUAGUGAGUUCCAAAUGUUUCUGCAUUAUCUUCUUAUCCCUUUGAAAGUAAGCUCCAGCAUGUCAAGAACUGUCUUCGAAACGGUCAUAAGGUUUUGGUGCAGGCUGCAAAUAGGAUAUCGGAGCAAAACCCACAUACUGCGUCAUCAAGUACAGCAAAUCUCUCUUUUCCAUUGUUGAAAACCAAAACUAAUGGAGUAGCAUUGCACAUUAAUCGACAAUUAAUUCUUUCUCCUGGUAUUCAGUCCAAUUGGUUUUUGACUCAUGAUAACUACAUAGUUAAAUAUUGUAGCGCAGAACAAAAAGAUUCAACUAUAAUAAUUAAUGGGAGAGCAUUCAAUUAUAUAACGGAAACCCACUCGUACUAUAUUUCACCUUUUAUGAAGGAUAUAUAUGAAGAAAAUAUAAGUAACCUUCGUACCGAUGAAAUGGUAUUUUUACCCAGGAAUAUAAAGUGUAAAUUAGUAGCUAAUAAAACUACUGAUAACUGCUUAGUGUUAGUACCCUUUCUCAGGACGUUAACCGAAUAAAACAUAACAAUAUAUAUAUACAUAUAUACAUAUAUAUAAAGGUAUAA
Molecule: messenger RNA, 1556 nt
Organism: Anopheles coluzzii
Lineage: Eukaryota; Metazoa; Arthropoda; Insecta; Diptera; Culicidae
Exons: 3
Coding region: 14-1159 (381 amino acids)
Source: RefSeq, a predicted model, not a curated record